GUGUGGCAGCUGUGGGAGUACCUGCGGGGACGAGCGCCGCCGCUCGGCCCGCUGCGCUUCCUCGACCAGCGGUGGCCGUGGCGCGCCUACGGCUGGAGGCCGCCGCUCGGGGGGGACGCCGAGGCGCUCCGGCGCUGGCAGGCGGGGGCGCCGGCCGCGGCGCUCGCUGCGGCCGGGGGCCUGAGAGACGCUGGCGCCGGGCCGUGCUUGGACGUGGAGCCGCCCGGCGCGGUGACCAGGCUCCACCGCGCCGAGGACGGGGCGCACGAGCUCGUCGCGGUGCUGAGCGGAGAGAAGGAGUGGCUGCUGUACCCGCCGGAGGACUCCGAUCGACUGCUCCCUGGCUGGGGCCUGUGCGAUCCGUGGCAGAGCCCCGUCAACCCCGCGGCCGAGCAGCCUCCGCUGGGCGCGGCGCCGCGGGCGGCGCUGCUGGGCGCCGGGGACGUGCUGGUGGUGCCGCGCGGCUGGUGGUGGUGGGCGCGCACGCGCGCCGCAGGGGUCACCCUGCGGCAGAGCGUGGUGGACGACGGCUGCGCCCGGGAGGUCGCGCAGGCGCGGCGCGCACGCGAGGACGAGCGCCGGGCGGCCGCGGAGGAGGGGCCCGCACUACUGCAGCAGGUGCGCGGCGCGGUGGGCGAAAGAGGCGGGAACGUCGCUUGGCUUCGCUGCGGGAGCGGACCGGCAGCGGCGAGGGGCCAGUACGUCGCCCUGCACUUCGCCACGUACGCCGAGGGGGCGGAGCUGGUUGAGUGCUCCCGCGGCGGACCGCACCCGUGCGUGGUGGAGGCCCAG
Prorocentrum cordatum is the source of this 792-nucleotide messenger RNA. The record is from the annotation of a GenBank genome assembly. Lineage: Eukaryota; Dinophyceae; Prorocentrales; Prorocentraceae.